AUGGACAAUAGAAUCACAAUAUGUGACCCAGAUGAAGAAGAAAUUAAUAAUGAAAUAUUCCGGGAUAUCGAACCAGUCACGUGGAUCAACGAUGAUCCGACUUAUGAUUUGGAUGAGAUCAACAUGUUCUUCCAUAGGGUGGAUUCAGAUCAGAUUAUAUAUGAAGAAAAAAAGAAGAAAUGUAAAUUUAUCGGUAAAUAUGUUAUGGGUGAUGUUCUUGGUGAAGGUAGUUACGGAAAGGUGAAAGAAGUGCUGGACUCAGAGACACUUUGUCGAAGAGCCGUGAAAAUCUUAAAAAGGAAGAAACUUCGUAGAAUCCCAAAUGGAGAGCUUAACGUUCAACGGGAGAUAAGACUAUUAAGGAUAUUAAAACAUAAGAAUGUAAUUAACCUUGUAGAUGUUUUAUAUAAUGAUGAAAAGGAGAAGAUGUACCUAGUUAUGGAAUUUUGUGUAUGUGGAUUACAGGAUAUGUUGGGAAGUACACCUCUCAAGAAGCUUCCAAUUUGGCAAGCACAUGACUAUUUCUGUCAGUUAUUGGAUGGUUUGGAAUACCUCUACAGUAAAGGGAUAGUACAUAAAGAUAUAAAACCAGGGAAUUUAUUAUUAGCUUUAGAUGGUACCUUGAAGAUUAGCGAUUUUGGAGUUGCAGAGGCAUUAGACAUGUUUUCUGAAGAUGAUACAUGUAAAAUGGGACAAGGUUCACCAGCAUUUCAGCCUCCUGAAAUUGCAAAUGGCUGUGAAACAUUUUCUGGUUUUAAAGUAGACAUAUGGAGCAGUGGAGUUACAUUAUACAAUAUAACUACAGGUCAAUAUCCUUUUCAAGGCGAUAAUAUUUAUAAAUUAUAUGAAAAUAUUGGAAAAGGUGAAUAUUCUAUACCUGAAGAAGUUGAAGAACCUUUAAAAUCUCUUAUACAAGGAAUGUUACAAAAAGAUGCAGAUAAAAGGUUUACUUUGCAACAAGUUAAAAAACAUCCAUGGACUAUAUGCAGGCAUCCUAAAACACAAGAAGAAGUACCCAUACCUCCUCUUAAAGGGCAUAAAUGGCAUAGUAUGACCGUACUACCGUACCUGAUGGAGUAUCAUUACGGAAGUGACGACAAUCCUAUGUAUUAUACUGAACAUCAACUAAAUGAAGAAAAACGGCUUCAAGAAAUGGAUAAAAUUAGUGAAGACCAAAAAAGUACUUGGAAUAGUCACAACAACAAACAAAAUUCACAUCAGAGUAAACGGAGAUGGCGCAAACCAAUUUCAUGUAUUAAUGUUAAGAAAUUUCCAUCUUGUAAGCCAUCGUGAUUUAACUCAUCAUACUUAUUUUUUAUCAUACAUUUUACUGACUAUGUCAGGUAUAAAGUUUCUCUGCAACGGAGAUGACUGAAAAUUUAAUAAAUAUUAAAAUAUGCUAGAAUAACUAUCUAGCUACAGCUCGAAUUGAGUAUAAAUUUAAACUAAUUCAAAAACAUUAAAUGUAAACAUUUGUGAUAUUAAUAUUAAAUAGUCGUAGUAGAUAAUUCAUUA
Molecule: messenger RNA, 1515 nt
Organism: Apis dorsata (giant honeybee)
Lineage: Eukaryota; Metazoa; Arthropoda; Insecta; Hymenoptera; Apidae
Gene: Lkb1
Product: serine/threonine-protein kinase STK11
Exons: 6
Coding region: 1-1293 (430 amino acids)
Biological process (GO): regulation of cell growth; protein phosphorylation; intracellular signal transduction
Cellular component (GO): cytoplasm
Molecular function (GO): ATP binding; protein kinase activator activity; protein serine/threonine kinase activity
Source: RefSeq, a predicted model, not a curated record